Messenger RNA from Acaulospora colombiana, 300 nucleotides. Lineage: Eukaryota; Fungi; Glomeromycota; Glomeromycetes; Diversisporales; Acaulosporaceae. The record is from the annotation of a GenBank genome assembly.
GUGGUGGGUUGGCUAUUGGUUGGGUUUUGGCCGCGCAAGAAACCACCCGUAUUUGCAUUUACGUCGGUGGAUAGGAAUGUACCAGAGCCUGAAUUGGGAGCUGCGUUUGCGAGUGAGGGGUCCGGAGAGGAAAAAAUCGACGGUGGAGGGAAAGUAGACUUCGUCCUUUUGGAAUCGGAAUUGGGGGGCGUAUUUCUUGGCGAGCAAAAUGUUGGCGUCGGUGGGGGCUGCUCCGACGAGGGAGGUGCAGAGGGAGGUCAAAAAGAGGGUGAGAGUAAGGAGAGACUAGAGAUUCGUUAG